Messenger RNA from Hibiscus syriacus, 1861 nucleotides. RefSeq names its product preprotein translocase subunit SCY1, chloroplastic. Gene Ontology annotation, biological process: SRP-dependent cotranslational protein targeting to membrane, translocation. Lineage: Eukaryota; Viridiplantae; Streptophyta; Magnoliopsida; Malvales; Malvaceae. Gene Ontology annotation, molecular function: signal sequence receptor activity; transmembrane protein transporter activity. The record is from RefSeq and is a predicted model, not a curated record. Gene Ontology annotation, cellular component: chloroplast thylakoid membrane.
CCCAAAAAAUCUGUUAAUCCAAAUUAUAGGAUAAUGUUGAUAACGGUCAGAGAGGCUUCUUCUUGGCCUCUUUCCUUCAACCUCUCUUAUCCCAAACCUUCAACACUCAGAAACUAUGUUUGCAGAGCCAGUUUAACUGUCCACCCAAAACCCAACUCCAACUCCCAAUCAUGGAACCUUGGUCUUGUUUCUAACAGCCAAAAAGGAUCUGUUUUUGAUCCCUUGGGUAUCAAUCCAGAUAUCUCUUCCGGUUUAAAUGGUGUUUGGGGAAGUUUUCUAGCCUUGUUAGAACCUACAUUUGAGAGCACCUCAGGUACAAGAAAGGAUAAAUCUUCUUCAGCUCGUGGAGUGGCAGCUGCAAUUGAGGACAGUUCCAUUGAGUUUAGGGACUUCUUCAAAGGCCCAUUACCAGGAAAAUUUCUCAAGCUUUUAGCAUUUUUAGCCUUAUCCCGUCUUGGAGUUUAUAUACCCCUAGGAGGGGUUAGAGAGGCUUUCGUUGGCAAUCUAGAUCAGAACAGUCUUCUGAGCACGUUGGAUUCAUUCUCUGGAGGAGGCAUUGGUAGACUUGGUAUAUGCUCCCUCGGUAUUGUUCCUUUUAUCAAUGCACAAAUUGUGUUUCAACUCCUUGCCCAAGUUUACCCUAAAUUGCAAGAUCUUCAGAAAAGAGAAGGCGAAGCAGGAAGGAAGAAAGUUCUUCAGUAUACUAGAUAUGCCUCGGUUGGUUUUGCUAUAGUACAGGCAAUUGGCCAAGUACUUUACCUUCGUCCAUAUGUUAAUGACUUUAGCACACAGUGGGUUCUGUCUUCUGUCACCCUUUUGACGCUUGGUGCUGUACUGACGACAUAUAUUGGGGAACGAAUUUCUGAUCUUAAACUGGGAAAUGGCACAUCCCUUUUAAUAUUUACAAAUAUUCUAUCCUACUUGCCGGCAUCUUUUGGAAGGACAGUUGCACAGGCAUAUCAGGAUGGUAACUACGUUGGACUUGUUGCCAUCGUUAUCUCAUUCUUCCUGUUGGUCCUUGGCAUCGUCUAUGUUCAGGAAGCAGAGAGGAAGAUUCCAAUCAAUUAUGCCUCAAGAUACACCAGCAGGAGCGGAGGGCUUCAGAAAUCUGCUUACCUACCCUUUAAGGUAAACAGUUCUGGAGUGAUGCCAAUUAUAUUUUCCACAUCAUCCCUAGCACUUCCUGGUACUUUGGCAAGAUUUACAGGAAUAUCUGUGCUAAAGAAGGCUGCACUGGCUUUGAAUCCUGGAGGUUCUCUCUACCUUCCUACCAAUAUCUUGUUGAUAGCCUUUUUCAAUUACUACUACACUUUUCUUCAACUGGACCCUGAUGAUGUUAGCGAACAACUGAAGCGUCAAGGCGCUUCAAUUCCACUGGUCCGACCUGGUAAAAGUACCGCAGCAUAUCUAAAGACGGUUCUUAGUCGGAUAUCAGUCCUAGGUUCAGUAUUUUUAGCAAUCCUAGCUGCUGGUCCUGCCGUGAUUGAGCAAACAACACACUUGACUGCAUUCCGAGGAUUUGCAGGCACUUCAGUUCUUAUUCUUGUGGGAUGUGCAACCGAUACAGCAAGAAAAGUUCAAGCAGAGAUUAUAUCUCAGAAGUACAAGAACAUUGAGUUUUACGAAAUUGACAGGUAUGGCCCUUGAACGAGGUAGCAAGUUGAGGAGUGGAGGAUAAGAAGAACGAGUUUUUUCUGACACAUUCAACAUUGAUGCCUCUUAUGAACAUACCCCAACUACCUUUUUCUUGUUUCGAGCAUAAAGUUUAACUCAGGAUUUAUCUUGUAUAUACAUGUGCUGCUCCGCGACCACAAUUUAUAUUUCCGUAUCUAUCAAGGUGAUUGGAAACUUCUUAUGUGCU